GGACGACCUGCGCGAGGCAGGGUUUAGCAAAACCCCGGACGCCAGGCUGCUGGUGCCGAUUGGGGUGCGCGGCCGCGUGGUAACGUGGAUCGACAGCAAGGCCAGCUUCGGGGACGACUACAUGCACCGCCAGCAGGCGGGCGAGCAGUUCCAGGGGUACGUCAACCGCUUUGGCCCCGGCCUGGUCAUCUACUGGUUCGGCUUCAUCGACGAGCUUCAAGACGAGCCGUCGGAUGUCCGUUUCUCCCAUCCGGACAGCUCAACCCUCCGUCCGGACGCUCAGAACGGCGACUCGGACGCCGGAGCCCGCUCUUCGGACGCCGGAAUCCGCCAGUCGGACGCCGACACCCGCCAUCCGGACGGCCAACCGCACCCGGACGUCCUGUUGAUGGACCGCUUCCCCGACGUAGCGGAAAUCGUUCAACUGCCGCAACUGUCCGUUAACCCGCGCCCUUAGAAGGGAAAGCGCCGGUUGCUGGGGGAAAGGCAGAAGGUCACAUUCGGGGAAGCCAUUUCCAGGGUCUGUUAACCGUGUCUGCUCCACAGCCCGACUCGUUGGGCCGGACUGACCAAACCCGCAGAAAGGAGGAGCUAACUUCCUGAGCUUCGAAAGGGACCUUCCGGCUUGAAGCCUUAAGCCGAAGGGGUGGCAUCCCUGCUUGGAGGUUUUGAUAACGGGUUUCGCUUCGGACGCGUUUUUGAGCGGAAUCAGUCUAGAGGGGAACUGUGCCAGAGCGGAAAUAGGCUGCUGCGGAAGAUGGGGUCGAAGGCGGCGGUUCUGUGGACAGGGGGGAAGGACUGCUGCCUGGCGCUGCACGAGGCGCACUCCCUGGGUUAUUUCGUAACCGCCCUGGUUACGUUCGUCCCCGAAGUCAACCCCGGGUUCCUCGCCCACCCCCUCCCCCUUAUGGCCCUCCAAGCAGAAGCUUUGGAUUUGCCCCAUCUGCAAAUAGUCAUAGGCGUUCCGUACAAAGAGAGUUAUAUCAAAGCGAUAACAGAUUUGGGUUCGCAGCACGGCAUCGAGACGCUAGUCACGGGCGACAUCGAUCUCAUCAACGGGGCGCCCAAUUGGAUCAGAGAGUGCGCGGAGGGCACUGGCGUCGGCGUGCUUACGCCGCUGUGGCAGCUGCCACGUGGCGUGAUCCUGGACAAGAUGCUGACGUCAGGUUUGGACGUCCGGAUGACGUGCGUCAAAAUGCCGCUCUUGGGAGUUGAGUGGUUAGGUAGGAAACUAGACAGGGCAGCUGUGGACGAGUUGAUAGAACUAGAACGGGGAGGCGUUGUCGAUGCCUGCGGAGAGAAUGGGGAGUUUCAUACGAUGGUUGUGGACGCGCCCUUAUUCUUGAAGCGAAUAGUCGUCGAAGGAUUUUCCGUCGGAAGACUCAGUAUGGUGUCGAUCCGACCUGCGAACUGA
Molecule: messenger RNA, 1414 nt
Organism: Klebsormidium nitens
Lineage: Eukaryota; Viridiplantae; Streptophyta; Klebsormidiophyceae; Klebsormidiales; Klebsormidiaceae
Source: the annotation of a GenBank genome assembly